GGGCCUGCGGCGCAGAGGCCCAGGCAGGACCGCGCCAUGCCGCUCCUGCGCGGCGGCCUGCUGCCGGGCCUGCUCCGCUCGGGAGCGCUGGCGGCCGGGCUGGGCCGGCGCUGCGGCGGAACCGGCGGAGUCCCGGCCGGGGGCGCGCGGGCCGAGCCGGGAAGCCCGAGCUGCCCAGAUAGCGGCGAGCGGGGGCCGGGCCCGGAGCGCGGGAGCGAGUCCACUGGGGUCCCCGAGGAGGGGAGCCGGCCGCGGGCGGAGCGUCCGCUAGGCCGCGCUGGAGGCCUCUGCGGAAGGCCGCGGCCCCCGCCCCGCGCGGUGGGCUCGCCCAGGCGGGAGCUUUUCUGUGGCUCGCGGGCUCCCGCGCUCGGCGAAUCCCGCUCUCCUGCGUCUGCAGCCAUGCCCUGCUCGGAAGACGCGGCGGCCGCCUCGGUCAGCAAGCGUGCUCGGGCGGAGGAUGGCGCUCGGCUGCGCUUCGUGCGGCUCUCGGAGCACGCCACGGCGCCCACCCGCGGCUCCGCGCGCGCCGCGGGCUACGACCUGUACAGUGCUUAUGAUUAUACCAUACCACCCAUGGAGAAAGCCAUUGUGAAAACAGACAUUCAGAUAGCUGUUCCAUCUGGGUGCUAUGGAAGAGUAGCUCCUCGAUCUGGCUUGGCUGUGAAGCACUUCAUAGAUGUAGGAGCUGGUGUCAUAGAUGAAGAUUACAGAGGAAACGUUGGUGUUGUGCUGUUUAAUUUUGGAAAAGAGAAGUUUGAAGUGAAAAAAGGUGAUCGAGUUGCGCAACUCAUUUGUGAACGGAUUUUUUAUCCAGACUUGGAAGAAGUUCAAGCACUGGAUGACACCGAAAGGGGCACAGGAGGUUUUGGCUCCACGGGAAGGAAUUAAAAGUUUGCUUGAAAAUAUUUGCUGUUUCAGCGCUGUAAACAGGAGCUUAAAUUCUGGCAAUAUUUCUUGUUCUAGGUUGCAGGAAAGGAGCCCUGUUAGUAUCACGUUGGAACUGCUCUGUCUCUGUGGUUGAUGGUUGUCUGUAAAUCUAUUGUGAGGAUGGCAUUGAUAUGCAGAUUUCGCAAAACGAAGUGUACAAGUAGAUUUUUUGUUUUGUUUUAUUCCUUAAACUAGAGUCUUCAGGUGGUUUUGCUCUCAUUGCUAUAUCAUUUGUAACUUUUUUAUGUAAUAAAAUUGAAGUCUUUAGCAGAUA
Meriones unguiculatus (Mongolian gerbil) is the source of this 1201-nucleotide messenger RNA. It is a transcript of the gene Dut, whose product is annotated as deoxyuridine triphosphatase. Lineage: Eukaryota; Metazoa; Chordata; Mammalia; Rodentia; Muridae. The record is from RefSeq and is a predicted model, not a curated record. Gene Ontology annotation, biological process: dUMP biosynthetic process; dUTP catabolic process. Bases 37 to 888 code for a protein of 283 amino acids. Gene Ontology annotation, molecular function: magnesium ion binding; dUTP diphosphatase activity. The transcript has 6 exons.